Messenger RNA from Aspergillus novofumigatus IBT 16806, 598 nucleotides. RefSeq names its product SDR family NAD(P)-dependent oxidoreductase. Lineage: Eukaryota; Fungi; Ascomycota; Eurotiomycetes; Eurotiales; Aspergillaceae. The coding region runs from base 24 to 596 and encodes 190 amino acids. The transcript has 5 exons. The record is from RefSeq and is a predicted model, not a curated record.
CUCCGAUUGCAACCCAACACACGAUGCCAUAUAGUCUCAAAGGGAAGAAUGUGCUCGUCGCGGCAGGCUCAAGGGGUUUGGGUGCUGUGAUAUGCCAAAAGUUCGCAGCUGAGGGGUGCAAUGUAGCCAUUAACUACCACUCAAGCCGUGGGGUCGCGGAAGACCUUGCCAGUCGAUUGGCAAAGGGGUAUUCUAUCAAGUCCAUUGUUCUCCAGGGGGACGCCGAGCUCCCAGAGGACAAUCAACGUAUCGUUCAGGAGGCUAAUGAGCAAUUAUCGGGUUUGGAUAUUGUCAUUGCAAAUGCUGGGUGGACUCGAUUCGCUGACAAGCAGGACAUUUAUGACUUGUCUUUCGAGGAAUGGGACAAGGAAAGACGCGCACGGCCUGGCUUGAACACUAUGUCGCAUUUGCAACUCAUGCAAGCGGCUAAGCCAAUAUUCGACAAGAAUCCUGACGGAGGUGUCUAUAUAAUGACUUCAUCUAUCGCAGGCAUCACUCCGGACGGAAGCAGCAUGCGUUACUCGGUGACCAAAGCUGGGCCACUCCUUCCCUUGAGACGAGUGAUAACACCACCCAUCUCUGGAUUAUUGUCGUAGUC